This is a messenger RNA of Meloidogyne enterolobii, 1796 nucleotides long. The record is from the annotation of a GenBank genome assembly. Lineage: Eukaryota; Metazoa; Nematoda; Chromadorea; Rhabditida; Meloidogynidae.
UUUUUCGGUGCAUAUAUAUGCGCAUAUUUUUGGAUUUUUCGUGCAUAUUUCGAAACACCCUACUUAUAAGACAUCACUUUCUUUGUUGCAACAUUAUUUUUUACGACUUUUUUACGUCUCUUUUUCUUUAGGGACCCUGAUGGCUGUUUUUCGCCCUCUUCUAAUUUUGUCUUUUAGUUCACCAUAUUCCAUGAUAACCCUUAAUCCACUUAAUUUUCUUGAAAUCACACAAAAGAAUUAAAAAUUGCUAGUCCCCAAAAACCUUCACAAAUCUCUAAAUUUCUCUACUAACCCUUAAAUCAAAAAAAACUCCUUUUUUCAACAAAUCACUGGUCUCUCUGUUUCUUCUUCAAAGUAGAGUAAGUCGAGUUCGAGCUCAGUUUUUCCAAUUACACGGUACUCGAAUUACUCUACUUCAGACACAGAUUUGCCUAUUAAUCCGUUCAAACUUCUCGAUGUUAAAUAUUGUUCAAAAACAUGAUUCUCUAUUAAUUCCUCAAAUCCCUUGAUAUCUCUCUCAACUCAUCAAACCUUUUUAGCAAAAUGGAUCCACCAAAACACGUUAUUCAGUCGGUCCCGUGCUUUGCAACGGCCGUGCUCGCUUCGCUCGCGGCGGCCGUGGUCUCAGUCUUCACGUCGAAUUUGUCUUUUAAUUGUUUCUUUUGAUUUAAGAGCCAAAAAUUUUUCUAGAUCGGUUUGCCCUGAUCUUUGCCUCUCACUUAAUGACGUACAAUUAUCCUAACCAUUUUCUGGACCCAAAGUGUUCGCACUUUUAGCUUAUCUUAUUUAGUCUCUCAUACGCAAUUUUUAAGUCUUUGGCUUCCACCGUAACUUAUUUCCUUUUUCAGAAAAUUCAAAAUUUUUGUCCCUUAAUUUGUUCAAUUCUAAAUUACUAAAUGAACAAAUAACAUUUGUCUAUUGUUUUAUUUCUCCUUUUAGUCUUUUUGUACUUUUAGUCUAGUUUUAGUCUAUACUUUUAGUCUAGCCUUUUGUACAUUUUAACUCUUAAGCCCUUUUGCACUUUUAAAGCAGUUAGAUCUUUUGUGCUUUUAACGCACCUUAAAUCCUCUGUGUCUGGGUCCUUUUAUGUUGUUACGUUAAAGUUAAAUAGUUGCGAUAAAAUGGCUGCGAUUAAUUUUCCUCAAACGAACUUUUUGCAAUUAUAUGGCACACGGCUGGUAAUCCCUGCGAUUAAAUGGCGGACGGCUGUUGUUUUUUGUUUACCGCUAAAUUUUCAUCAAAAAUUAGAGAAAAACAACUUUUUUGUGAAGAAGUGCUAAGUAACAGAACACUUACGCGGCUGUGUCAGAGAAUUCUAUUCUCUUUAUUUUUCUCUUUUUUUAAAAGUCUUUUGUUUAUUUUUCUCUAAAUUAUCGUUAAAAAUUUUCGCUUCAAUAAAAAUUCAUUUUUUAAGGAUGAAAAUUUGUAAACAAAAACAAGACUGCACUACCAAUAUUUUAUCAAUCUCGCCAAUAGAAGAAGGUGAAAAUCAUCAUCAACAACAACAAAAUCAAAUAACAAAGGAGAAUAAUGAAAAAAUGAACGCCUUUUCAACAAUUGUAAAUAACAACAACAACGAAUCAGUUCAAUCCAAAAUUCUUUUGCCACCUUUCAAAAAACGAAGGAAACGAACAAAUUUGGAUACUGCACAAAAAUUGUCUUUGGAUACCUUUUUCAGAAUUGAUCCACGUCCAGACAAUGCCCGUAUGGUUGAAAUUGCAACUUUACUAGAUUUGGAUCACGACGUUGUACGUGUCUGGUUUUGUAAUCGACGCCAAAAAUUACGCAAAAAAUAA